Messenger RNA from Leguminivora glycinivorella, 6325 nucleotides. RefSeq lists its product as uncharacterized. The coding region runs from base 635 to 6265 and encodes 1876 amino acids. The record is from RefSeq and is a predicted model, not a curated record. NCBI's taxonomy places the organism in Eukaryota, Metazoa, Arthropoda, Insecta, Lepidoptera, Tortricidae. The transcript is spliced from 4 exons.
CGCUAAAGCGCGCGCCCGUGUCCUCGGAAUUAAAAAGUAAAAUUAAAAAGUUUCGUCGGGAGUUACGAAAAAAAAACUGCAGUGAAAUUUGGAAGAACGCCAAAGCGCGUAGAAUCUACUCUGAUUGGGAAAGUGAGUAAUGAUAUUUUGAGAUGCAUGAAAUGCCAAUCGUUGCAAACGAAAUAAUACGCAAAAAUACAUAUCAUAGAGGAAAAAAUAGUGUUGUUUAUAAGUCUGGAUGACAUAUUUAUCGACGAAAUAUUCAUAGAAAUACGUGAGCGUGUGUUGACUUAUUUUUAAUGUUGUUUUCGUCAGAAGUGCAAUUUUAAUUCAGUGGAUUUUUUUAAAGAAGAGUAAUCAACUUCUGUUUUGUAUAUUUAGGUUGUAUGUAUUUUAUAUAAUAUGUAUUUUUACUGGUUUCUCAUGAGUUAAAUAAAGAUUUAUAUUUCACUGUACUUUUCGUUCUUAUUUUAAUAAUAAAAGAAGUGUUCAACGAAAAAUAAAAACGGCUCAACUCUCGGCAAAUUUCGUCUGGCAGCCCCAUUAAAGAUCUGGCUGCUGCCAACGACAGAGAUUUAAUUGCUGGCAACGAUUGACUCUCGUAUUUCUGCUUUAAAAAAAGAAAAGCUUCACCAUGGUCAUGGCGGAAGACGACGAUGACAGCGACAACGAUUGUCUUUACAUUGACGAAGGUCUAGAAGGUCCUUCACCCAAAACAGGCUCCACCAAUCAGCCACAGGUUCCAGCCAGCACAGCCACUACCGGCACCAGAAACCUGCCCGAUUUAGACGUCGACUUCUUACCCCUUCUGCGGAAUAAGGAAAUUUUAAAAAACAUUCCACUCAUUCCAAAAGAAACACCAAAACAAACUCCUAAAAUUGCUUGCAGAGAUUUCUCUCGAAAACCUUUUGAUGCAAGUGACUUGUUAGACUCCGCAUUAUACCAUCAUCUGACUACAGACAAUCCUCCUCACAAUAAAGAAUCUACGGGUUUACCAAAUGGUGUGACGGCUGAAGACAAUCGGAAUCUCAGACAUUUAUUAGACGAACCACGCAGACCACCGACUAUUCCUUAUGCAUUACCAGCUGCGCAUCGAGGUGUGUUUCCCCAAAUAGAAACAUUUACGGCACCACAAGCCCAAAAUAGUCCUAUAACUCCACCUAAUAUUAAUGGGUACGUCCAAAAUGCUUCUAGAACUCAACCUAACAUUAAUGUUUACGUCCAAAAUGAUCCUUCCAAUCAAUCAAACACGAAUGUGUAUAUCCAACAUGGUCAGCAAAUAGUUGCAAAUCAAAUGUCGAUAGUACCUUCGAACCUCGCAAAUACGACAAGUGUAAUCGUACCGCAUCCAGGGAGUCCUACAGGAGUAACUGUGACCUUAAGGCAACCGACUGAGAGACCAGUCAACCACAUUCCACUAACAAUCAAUGGCUAUCCAGUCCAGAAUGGUGCAGCUCCUGUCAACCAAGAAGCUCAAGGAAGACAAAUCUACAAUCACGCCGAAACGCGCAGGGAAUAUUAUGGCCAGACGCCGAUGCUUUACCAAGGAGCUACGCCUUACAAAACUUGUGACCAGACAUGUCCAUGCAGGAGAGGUGCAAAGCCACAUUCCCCUUCAAACCCUGUGGCUGGCAGGGGUGUCGUAACGAGUAUGCCUUUGAAUCCUGGAUAUGAAUUUAUUAGUCCUUCUUCAAGACCUCAGCAACAACCAAUAAAUUCUACAUUCAAUCCUCAUGGUUCGAACCAGGUACAGCCAGCUCCUCAGUCUCAAGUAAUGAAUCCUCAAUCUUUAAAUGCUUUCAAUCCUCAAAUUACUUCAAGGCCUGUAGCAAACCUUCAACAUCAGCCAACGCAUUAUUUGAAUCCUCAACCACACCUGUCUUCACUCCAUCAAAUGACACUUUCCAUGGCUUCUGAACAUCAAUCAAUGACUUCCCAAAAUUUAAUGAAUACGAGUAUCCAACCAAGUACAGGUCGAGGAAGAGAUCCAAUCAACAUGUCUCCUUCAACUCUUCAUCAUCAAGCAAUGAAUGUCUCAGUGAAUCCUCAAUCUCAUAGCUCCGAGUCACCUCCGUGCUACUCCUGUGCUAUGGGUAAACAAUGUGCUAAAAACGCAAUGCCAUCGUACCUUAACGUUCAGCCUUCAGUUCCAGUGCCAAAUCCUCAAACGAGUGCUUGGAAUGGCUAUAGGCAGGACAAUAGUAUACCUUCUCUUUUGCCACAAAAUCCUGGAUAUAAUAAUGAGCAGAAUAGCAGAGCGGCUUAUUUAGCUUCAUUGAGAUCACAGGAAUUAAUACAAAAUGCAACUAGGGAUAUACUAGGCCCACCAGGUCCUGUCGUUGUGAACAAGAAAACAAGUGCUCCUGCGAAACCAAGAGCUAAACCCGUCAGAAAAAGAUAUAACGUAAUACCUAGUUCAUCAGCAACUAUAAUUUUUAAUGAAGCAAUUAACAAUGAUGUCUAUGUCAGUAAUAUGUCCUCCUGUUCCAUUACUGUGCCAAACUGGACGAAAUUUGGAACCGAAGAUACUGCUCCCAAACAACCAACCCCAAAGCAUACAAAAGCAAAAGUAUCAAAUGUUACAAAAUCUCAAGUCAAUAUUGAGCAUGUCAUUGACUUAACAACUGAUAUAACCCAAUCAACUGUGAACGUGGCUUUUAAACAAAGUGUUAAUGAACAAACUAGUCUAACGACGACCAGCAAUAUGAAUACAAUCAACCUAAUACAAGAUUCUUCCAUCGUAGAACACCAAUCAAAAUCUAUGGACGUGAAUGAUAAUAACAAUGAAACGUUAACAAACUUGAUGAAAUCAUCCACUCAGCAAGAUACGUCCAGCAAUGAUACUGAUAAUCAAUCAAAAAUUCCACUGAUAAUGGAUAUGCCAGAUUUAAGCAUGGAAAUCAAUGUUGAGCCGCCGAUACAACCUAGCGUAAACCAAAUAACAACGAAUGCUAUUACAAAAAAUGUACAAAGUGAAACGCUUUUACAAGAAGCAAGUGAUGUAAUAGACUUGGAGACUGCAUUAGCUUUGUUAGAUGCGGAAACUGACGAAACUACUACUAAUGUCACACAAAACUCUAAAGCGUUAUCUACAUCAAUUAAUAGUUAUGAACUUGUGUCUACGACUUCUGUGACAACAGCGACAACAUCACAUAACAUAGAAAGCAAUGAUGUUAUAAUAAGAACUGAUGCACCUAAUUCGGAAAUACAUACGAACCGAACAGUCAACACCCAGCAAAUAAUAGAACAAAACACAGUCACGGUUUCAAUUGUAAACCAAAUUAUCACUAAUCCGAACAUUUCGUUGCCCGAAACAAAAACCCUUUUAGACAUUUUAAACAACGUGCAACAGUACAACAUAAAGGAAUCUCGUAUGGAACAAUCAUGUUCUGAAAAUGAAAAAAUAGACGACGUUGUAGACGCUACCUAUACAAAAGGAAUUGAGGAGGACGAUGGCAAAACAACGAAUGAUGGUACCUUCGACAGACUGAAAACUGCACGACAACAUUUAGCACGGUGGUCUGCUAUGAUAGACCAUAAUAACGAAACUAAACUCGCAGACAACAAUACUAAAACAAACAAUUGCAAUGUAUACCGUAUCGAUGUAAAAACUGGCCAUCAAGGUGAAUAUAUAGCUCAGCUUGAAAUACCGUCAUCUGAUGGUUCUACCGCUAAACAAGAAACAUUUAGUAUCAAUUCUUCUGUCAACAAAACCACAGACGAUAAAAGUGCUGAUGAUAUAAAUGUAUUGCCUCAAAUAGAAUCAAAAAUAGACAACCAAGAUAUAAAUGACACUGUUGAGUCAAAUGAUACCAAAAAUGAAGAAUCAGAGACGUCCGUGGACGAGUUAGUAUUUUUUAAAUUUCAGAUAAAUUUCUUUAGACUUGUGCAAGAACGCCUAACUGAAAACAAUCACGAAGUAUAUGCUCAAAAGCUUCAUGCUGCUAUUCGUGACCUAAUUCGUAUAAGCGACCAAGAUGACGCAACAGCCGAUAUUAAAUAUGAAUGUCAUGAAUGCCAUAAUAUCACUACUUAUUCACCACGCCAACUUUAUUACAAUGGAAUAAACUAUCUAUCAAGUCUUAUUAAUGGUGCAAAUAAAUGCCAACUUUGUCUUAUUUUCCGAAGAAAAUAUAUUGAAGUAUUAAUGAAAUACAUCCAGCUGGAGACAUCAGGCAAAAAUUUAAACACAUCUACUACUUCUAGAAAGGAAGCUACUGGAAAUUCAGAAAUUAAUGAUCAGCCAUCUGACAUGACAACAGAUUUAGUAAAUGAGUGCAAGACUCAUUCUGAAACUGCACACCAAAAUGAGAAAGAUGAUAACACUGACAAACAGAAGACGGAUUGUACUGUUACAGAACAACAGAGUGAAACAACAGCUAACGUAUCAUCAUCAUCAAGUUUUAAACAAGUUGAAAUAAGUGAAAUCAGUCUUGUGGUGAAUAUAUCACUACACAGACUAAAAAAAUCAACUGUAGAGGCACUUACACGUUGUCAAAAAUCCAAGUCUGAUGACAAAAAAUCAAACAGAGGUGAGACAUCGAAAAUUGCUGAUCGUGAUAGACAUAGUAAAGGCAACAACAAUGCGAACAAUCCUGAAAUCGAAUCAGUCGAAGGAAGUCUACCAACUAAAAGAAGUGCCACCACAGUUCAUGACAACAGCAAUAUAGGGGCUUCUAUGACCACAAGCACUAGUGAAAAUGAAACGGAAUCAUGUACUAAAAAACUAAACAAAAGUGCAAAGAACGAUUCCACUAACAUUCUAGAAAACAAAAAUCAAGAGCGGUGCGCUAACAAGAGGAAAAGCAGUAGCACUGAAACCGAUUUUAGCACAAAUCCUAAUUCACAAUCAUCUUUAUCAAAUAGUAACGACGUGGACCUAGAAAGCCGCCCUAAACAGAAGAAAACUAUGAGUUACGAAACACCCUCCGAUUCACAAACAAUAAAUAAAACUAUUGUAUCCAAAAACAAAGACGAUGACAACAAAAAACAUAAAACAGAAUCCAAAAAACGGAAAAGAGUCACUGCUGAAAUUGUACCGACGACAUUUUCAGACAUUAACAAAAAGGACACAAACACCUCAAAUAACGUGGAUAAUCAAAACAAAGACGAGCACUUGGAGAAACAGAAUAAGAUUUGUAAUAAAACUGCAACUAUUACAAGUGUAGACGCACACAAGCGCAAGACUAUAACAGAUAACAAACCCUCCAAAAAACGGAAGAGUACUAGUGGUGAAGUUGCACCCAGUAAAACCCCAGAAUUGGAAAAUAAAAACACUAAUGUAUCGGAAAACAAUGACAAGAAUAAAAAUACAAAAAAUAAUGCCAACUCAAAUGAGCAGCAAAAUAACUGUAAGAACAAAGAAAGGCCGCAGGAAACGACUAAAAACACUACUACAGAAGACAAAGAAAUAUCUAACAGAAACAAUGCAGCAAAAAAUAAAACUACAAAGCAUACCAAUGCUACCAAAAACAUUAGACUUGAAACUGCUAGCAAAAAUGAUUCUCCACAGAGGAGAAAAUCUAAUGAUAAGAAAAUCAGUAGCAGCAAACAACCAUGCAAUUCAGAAAUAAAUGAGGGUUCAAAUAAUAAUAAGGACAGUAACCAAGUAAGGAAAAGCAUUGAUUCUGAAACUACUACUAAUAAAGAUACAGAAAAGCGUAAUGAUCAAGAUUCUUUAGCAAAUAAGAACAAAGAUAACGAACACAACAUAGCUACGACUUGUAAAGCAAGGGAAAGCACGAACACAGACAUUUCAAGCAAGAAACAAACUCUUAUAUCGAAUAAUGCUACAAACUCAGAAACUAUAACCGAUAAUCAUGGUGAAAUUCAAAAAAUACCAUCACUCAUACUCAAACUUUUUGGAGAUCGCGUAGAAAAAAAAGCAAGCCAAAAUCACGAAAAAGCAUCUAACAAAAGUAAAGAAAAAACAAACGCCAUACAAAAAAAUAAUGUACCCAAAGUAGAAAUUCCUGGCAAAAAGGUGGAUAAAAGUAAAAAUGACAAAAAAGAUAUAGAUUCCAUAUUAAAAAUAACAGACAAAUUCAUUUGCAGUACUUGUUACGUCAGAUACAAAUGUUUCACAGCGUUGGAAAAACAUUUGACUGACGACCAUGAAAUUGUCAAAGUAGAUCCGUCAGACUAUACCCAUGUGAAAAUGGUAACUUGUCCUUUUUGUAAUAUUGAAGUUAUAGAGAAAGAUUUUAAUAAACAUGUAAAGGCGCGACACGCUGAUAAGCAUGCGAAGAAACUUAAUAAGUGCUGAUAAUAAUGACAAGAAAUUUGAACCCUGGAGCACUGGUCUCACAGCGAGGUAGUAAGCUAU